Molecule: messenger RNA, 1897 nt
Organism: Lolium rigidum
Lineage: Eukaryota; Viridiplantae; Streptophyta; Magnoliopsida; Poales; Poaceae
Product: 4-hydroxybenzoate polyprenyltransferase, mitochondrial-like
Exons: 9
Coding region: 1-1236 (411 amino acids)
Biological process (GO): ubiquinone biosynthetic process
Cellular component (GO): mitochondrial inner membrane
Molecular function (GO): prenyltransferase activity
Source: RefSeq, a predicted model, not a curated record
AUGGCGCCCUCCGCUCUGCUCCGCGCCGCCGCCGCUGCCCUCCGCCGCCGCGCCCGCACAGCCGCAGAUCUCCCGGCCAUCUCCUUGCUCACCCACACCUCUACGCCUCCUCCCUCUCGCUCUCGCUCUCCCUCUCCCUAUCCCAAUCCCGCUGCCUGGCGCCACCUGACCACCCUAAGCCGCCGCCCAUGCCAGCACCCGCGCUCCCCCAGCUCAGCCUCUGCGGCGUCGUCCUCCUACUACGUCGACAGGAUCCUGCUACCGACCAGCUUCUCGCACCCGCUCUCGACCUCCUCCCGGUCCACCGACAAGGACACGGACAAGAAGGGCAUCCUCCCGCCGCCGCCGGUGUCGUGGGUGGAGAGCUUGCUCCCGGAGGCGGCUCGCCCGUACGCGAUGCUCGCGCGCCUCGACAAGCCCAUCGGCACCUGGCUCCUCGCUUGGCCCUGCAUGUGGUCAAUCACAAUAGCAGCAAUGCCGGGCGAGCUCCCUGACUUGAAAAUGCUGGCACUCUUCGGAUGUGGAGCUGUCCUCCUCAGGGGCGCUGGUUGCACAGUGAAUGAUCUGCUCGAUCGCGACAUUGAUAACAAGGUUGAGCGCACCAAAAGCAGGCCUUUCGCAUCAGGUGUUCUAACCCCUUCUCAGGGAGUGUGCUUCCUAGGAUGCCAGCUACUGCUAGGAUUGGGCAUUCUUCUCCAACUGAACAAUUUUAGCCGUGUUCUUGGUGCAUCUUCUCUUCUUUUGGUGUUUUCUUAUCCCCUGAUGAAGAGGUUCACAUUUUGGCCUCAGGCAUAUCUUGGCUUGACCUUCAACUGGGGGGCUUUGUUAGGAUGGGCUGCUAUCAAAGAGAGCCUAGAUCCUGCAGUUGUCCUUCCUCUGUAUACUGCUGGUAUAUGCUGGACAUUGGUAUACGAUACCAUAUAUGCACAUCAGGACAAACAAGAUGACCUCAAAGUAGGUGUUAAGUCCACAGCAUUAAGGUUUGGAGAUUCAACCAAGCAAUGGAUCAGUGCCUUUGGCGCUGCAUCAAUUGGUGGCUUAGCACUCAGUGGCUUCAAUGCUGAACUUGGUUGGCCCUACUACCCUCUUCUGACAGCCGCAGCUGCACAGUUGGCAUGGCAGAUUUCAACUGUUGACUUAUCUGACCGCGUGGAUUGCAACAGAAAAUUUGUAUCAAACAAGUGGUUUGGAGCACUGGUAUUUAGUGGAGUUUUGUUUGGGCGACUUGCAUCAUGAUAGAUACAAUCAGGCGUCAUGCGCCACUAUGUUCUUUUCUAUAGAAUUUUGAUAGUUCUGGUAGAAGCGGUACAUUGUUUGUGACUAGUACGAGAAAGGGCAAACAGAUUGUUUUAACCGUGUGAUGCACUAUAGGCAGUGUACUGCAGAUGAAAUUCUGAAGCUGCUGUUCGUGGAAGUAACCUCCAGGAUUUCAAGCUGACUGGGAACAUAUUGAUACAAGGCGCCACGAUGGGCAAGGAACUGAGAGGACGAAGAAGGCCGCCGCUGGGAGAUCCUAGCUGAGGUGUAGGCGGCUGACAUACUGGUACAAAUUGCGUCAAGUUCUAAGACAGAAAUGCAUGGGAAACAGCCAGUUUGGAACUAUGAUCUCCUGACCCUUGUCUGCUCUGUCGCUGUGGCAUCGAGAAUAGCCAAUUGUAGCCAGAAGAAUGCUCUAGCUCCAGCAACAUGUAAUCAAGAAAGAGGCAGCCUUACUUGGUCUGGCACAUCUUUAUUCUUGAUGCACUGUCUGGUCCUUUAUCCUAUCAGUAAAUUCAAAUAAAACAAAAAUGUGACGAAGCACAGAAAAUUAAGUUUUUGAGGACUAGCUGUUUGGUUAUGUUAUAUAAGAUUUGGGACUCACUGUAAUUAAAUUUUACUGUUGGGUUUUCCUCGAUUC